Molecule: messenger RNA, 2942 nt
Organism: Gekko japonicus
Lineage: Eukaryota; Metazoa; Chordata; Lepidosauria; Squamata; Gekkonidae
Gene: NLRC3
Product: NLR family, CARD domain containing 3
Exons: 15
Coding region: 4-2928 (974 amino acids)
Biological process (GO): negative regulation of canonical NF-kappaB signal transduction
Cellular component (GO): cytosol
Molecular function (GO): protein binding
Source: RefSeq, a predicted model, not a curated record
CCAAUGGUACCGAAGCACAUGGAGACUCUUCAGAACUGGUGCGGCGCCAGCACAGAUCUCGGUCCCCUGGAGAGACUGAGCAACCUCCUCCUGGUGGAAGGGCUGACCGAUCUGCAGCAGAAGCAACAUGAUUUCGUACAGGUCGAGGUCACCAGAGGCAUGAGCCACUCCGCGAGGAAGAUCCCGCUGGAGAAACUGUUCCUGCCGCUGUCCAAAUUCAGCAUCCCCCCACGCAUCUUGGUGACCGUCGGAGGGGCCGGCCUCGGCAAGAGCACGUUGGUCAGGCUGUUUGUCCAUACUUGGGCCAAGGGGGAGACCGGGAAGGAAUUUGAAUUUGUGCUGCCUCUGACCUUCCGAGAGCUGAACACCUACGACAAGCUCUCGGGGGAGAGGCUGAUCCGACUGGCCUCCCCUCACUUGACCGAAUCGAGCUUUCUCUCGGUGGGCACGUCCAGGACCCUUCUGAUUUUGGACGGCCUGGACGAAUUUAAGACACCCUUGGAUUUUUCGGACACCGUCGUUUGCACGGACCUCCAGAAGGAGAUCCAAGUGGACUACCUGAUCACCAACAUCAUCCGAGGCCACCUCCUACGGGAGGUUUGCGUGUGGAUCACCUCUCGGCCUACGGCAGCGGGCCAGAUCCCGGGCGGACUGGUGGACCGGAUGACUGAGAUCCAAGGGUUCGGAGAUGCGGAGAUCAGAGGCUUCUUGGACCAGCUGUUUGUUGGGAGCCAGGACCUCUCCGACGGCGUGAGGGACCAUCUCAGAGCCAACCGGUCUUUGCACACCCUCUGCACCGUGCCGUCUUUCUGCCGCAUCUGCGGCUCUGCCGUGGGCUACGUUCUGAAGAGCGCCGACCGCUCACUGGACGCAGCGGCCCUUCCGAAGACUUUGUCCGAAAUCUAUUCCUAUUACUUCAAAAUGGUGCUGUGCGGUGACGGGCAGGCCAAGCAGAAGGAGACCCCCAGGAUAGAACAGGCCGCGAACAAUAACAGCAAGAAGAUGAUGAACUGCCUGGGCAGGCUGGCGUUUUACAGUCUGAUCAAGAGGAAGCACGUCUUCUACGAACAGGACAUGAAAGCGUACGGCGUCGACCUUUCCUCCCUCCACCUCGGCUUGUGCAACAGGCUGCUCCUCAAGGAAGAGGCGCCCUCGUCCCCUGUCUAUUAUUUCCCCCAUCUGACGUUCCAGGAGUUCCUGGCGGCCACCUAUUACUACGCCUCGGCCAAACGGGCCCUCUUCGAUCUCUUCGUCGAGAGUGGCAUGUCCUGGCCCAAGCUGGGCUUCCUCAACCACGUCAAGAACGCCCUCCAGAGGUCGCUGCAGUCCGAGGACGGGCACCUAGACAUCUUCGUGCGCUUCCUCGCCGGCCUCCUGUCUCCGCAGGUGAACAAGGCCCUCUCCGAUUGGCUCCUGGCAAGGGACGAGCAUCACGGCUACCGGAGCCAGGUGGUCGGCGUGCUUCAGGGCCUCCUGGCCGUGGACCAGGCGGUCUCCUGCAGGACCGUGAACCUCGUGCGGUGCUUGCACGAGAUCCAGCGGGUGGAGAUCGCCACCCACCUAGAGGAAGCUCUGAAGACUGACAGCCUGGCUGGGAAGCUGACGCCGGCCAAUUUGUCUGCCUUGGCUUACCUCCUGCAGACGUCGGAGGUCUGCAGUGAAGAGGCCAAUCUGUCCAGCUGCCUCAGUUACCACGCCUUGCAGAGCCUUCUGUCGCAGCUCCUUUACUGCAGGAAUCUCAGGUUGGACAACAACCGGUUUAAAGACAGCGCCAUGGAUCUCCUGGGCAGCGUGCUGAGCGGAAAGGACUGCCACAUCCAGAAGAUCAGCUUGGCAGAAAACCAGAUCAGCAACAAAGGCACCAAAGCGCUGGCUAGGUCCCUGAUGGUCAACCGGAGUCUCCUGGCACUGGAUCUUCGGAGCAAUUCCAUCGGACCCCACGGAGCAAAGGCGCUUGCGGAUUCCUUGAAAAUCAACCAGUGUUUGCUUUCUCUAAACCUCCAGAACAACGUGAUCAAGGAAGACGGGACGAAAUCCCUGGCCGAGGCCCUCGUCAGCAACCACACGCUGAGGACUUUGCACCUCCAGAAGAACGGCGUUGGGCCCCAAGGCUCCAAGAAACUCGCAGAGGCGCUGAAGAAGAAUUGGGGCCUGAAGGAGCUAAUACUCUCUGGUAACUGUGUUGGAGACGCGGGUGCAGCGGCCCUGGCAGAAGGACUGAAGGUGAAUCAUACCCUUUUGACUCUGGAUCUCCAGAGCAACUCAAUCAGCGACGUGGGGGUGAGCGCCCUCACACGCGCCCUCUGCUCCAAUCAAGGUCUCAUCAGCCUCAACCUGCGGGAAAACUCCAUCAGCCAGGAGGGAGCGUGUGAAGUAGCCCGUGCCCUUCGAGCAAACGGCACGCUGAGAAAUUUGGACUUGGCUGCCAACCUCUUGCACGACGAAGGUGCCCAGGCCAUUGCGCUGGCACUGAAGGAGAACCAGGCGCUCACUUCCCUACACUUGCAGUGGAACUUCCUCCAAUGCAGAGCCGCCGAAGCCCUCAGCCAAGCGUUGCAGUUCAACCAGAGCCUCGCCAGCCUGGACCUUCAGAUGGUGAUGGCUGGCGAGAGCGGGGCCAGCGCCCUGGCCGAGGCCUUGACGUCCAACCGGAGCCUCGCCACCCUCGACUUGAGAGGCAACGCCAUCGGGUUGGCGGGGGCGAAGGCGAUGGCGCAUGCCUUGAAAGUGAACUGCGCCCUCCGCAGGGUCAACCUCCAGGAGAAUUCCCUCGGCUUGGACGGAGGCAUCUGCAUCGCCACCGCUCUGUCCGGAAGCCACGGCCUCGCGUACAUCAACUUGCAGGGCAACCAGAUCGGCGAGUCAGGAGCCAAAGUGAUCGCUGACACCAUCCGCGCAAAUGCCCCCGAGUGCGUGGUGGAGAUCUGAGGAGAAGGACUCUG